AUGGGAGACUGGUGGUAUAUGAUUGCACAUGAUAUCACUCCCUUGAUGCUCAUUAUUUCCAAGUAUAUUGGUUUCAGUUCUGAAGAAAUCCAUCUCCCAAUUACGAAUGAAGAUAAACAGCUUUUUUGGGAAUUAAUAGCAGAUCAGGAGGAGAUAAUUGAUGUUGUAAUGAAUGAGUAUCGAUUUUUACUUCAUCAUGGACAUAACUAUAAGGGCGGAAAAUUAAUACAUAUAAUGUGA
Messenger RNA from Ambispora leptoticha, 240 nucleotides. The record is from the annotation of a GenBank genome assembly. Lineage: Eukaryota; Fungi; Glomeromycota; Glomeromycetes; Archaeosporales; Ambisporaceae.